UUCGAUAGUCCAUAUCUGACACUUUUCUCGUAUCACCGAUAUUAUUAAUUUAUAUUUUUAAAAAUGCGCACUUUAGUUAAGUUCAGGCUGCGGAAAUACAAACCGUUUAAAUUCUAUGGUACGGACUUACGUUGUCGUGGCGGCAAAACAAUAUAUUCCUUGUAUUACCCAACACUAAGAAAACACCAACACAUGUAAAACAAUAAAAAAGUAUAUCUGAAAGACGUCAGUUCGCAAAAAUGAUGGCUGAAAAAUAUACUUCAGAGUUAUUAGGUGUUGUUAUAGCCCAAAUAGCUCAAACUAUUGGAUAUAGUAGAACACAGAGUGCUCCCUUAGAAUUGCUGGAGGACAUUUUACUGCGAUUUAUCCAAGAACUUGCACGCGAUCUACAUCGCCAAGCCGAGCACGCUAAUCGUGUUGAACCCAAUUUGAAGGAUGUACUGUUGAGCUUAAAAAAUGUUAGCAUUAACGUACUCGAAUUACUCGAUUAUAUUGGAAAUGUUGAGCCAAUACCGUUUGUUCGAGAUAUACCAGCCUAUCCAGUGAAAAGAAUUUCAAAUAUGAAUUUCCUAAAGCCUGGCAGUGUAGAGACACUAACGAGACCCGUUCACAUAUUCGAAUACCUUCCUCCGAUGUUGCCCACAGAGUCAACUCCUACAGUCUCCUCCUCCCACUCUGGCUCCUCAAUUAGAUGGCCAGAUAAGUUAGAACACGAAAAUAUUCAGUUGUGUAAACUGGAGUUAAAUCGAGAGCCAACAACAAUUAAAUUAGUGCAAGAUGUGAAAACUGACUUUGCCGCCGGUGGCAUAUCAAAGUUAUGUACUCUAAAUGCAUCAUCUGCCGAUAAUUUGGAUCAUGAUGGUCAUGCACUACGAGAAAUCAGUAGCGUUGUCAUGACCACAGGAGGCUUUAUAUCGCCAGCAAUUGAGGGCAAACUGCCAGAAGCUUACAUACCAGAUAUUAUUGAAAAAUUCAAAGGACUAGACGCACCUUCUGUACCGCAUGUGCCAAAAUUAUUGGAAAUACAAAAAGAUGCCUCAAAUGAUAUCGUUGAUCCAAUUAUAAAAAUAAUGGAUACUGUAGAGACUAAUCCAAAUACUACACCGAUAGAGCAAAAGCCCUUCUUGUGCAAUAAUCCGACUACAUCAAAUGAAGUGAACAAAGGUAAAGAGGAAGAAAAUGCUUCUGUUAUGGCUGUAGCAGUUGCAACACCUACCCCAAACACUAAGACCAAGAAGAACAAAAAGAAAAUUAUAAUUGCUGGUCAGAUGACAAAUGAUUCAAAUGCUAUCAAAGCUAUGGACAAGGCACGGCGAAAGGCUUUAAAAAUGUGUCAAAAGUUGUCUAAGAAUCAAAUUGAUGGUGGUGGUGGCGGCGUCGGAAUAGGCAGUGGCAGCAAUGUGACGGAACUGAAGAAAACGAAAAUGUUAAAUCGUGGCAUAUUAUCUGAUUUGCCAGAUGGUUCAACAGAACGAAUGCAACUCGAAAAGUUGAUCAAAAAACAAACAAAGCAAAGACAGAAGCAACUAAAAAGCCAAAAGCAACAGCAGCAGCAGCAACAACGUCAAUUUCAAUCAGCUUCCAAAUUCAGUAUGGGUUCAAUCAAUACAAUGCCACUGAAUCCAUUUAGUAGCACAAAUUCUGAAACACUUGAAAACCCUAUAAAUGAAGUUGCAUUUAUUCCUCCUGCUGGCUUGCUAUUGGACAACAAAGAUACAUUUAAUAUACCCCCAACCCCUAACAUGGCAAUUGAAUUGAUUGAUGAAAUAAAGCUAGCUAAUGAACCAGACCGAAAUAAAUUGAAUAUAUUCAAGAAAAUCUCUAAACAAAAAGCUAACAAACUAAAUAUUGCUUCGAAUCUAUAUGAAAAUGCUAAUAAUACAGCAUCGCCUUUAAUUAACUUGCCAUCUGGUACAACAAUAACACCGGCACCGCCUGCCCCAAAUGCCAAUGAGAAUAUAACUAACACCAAUUUAAAUAUGUCAUUGGGUAAUCUGGCAACAUAUGAUUACUUGGACGCUUAUUCACAAUUACCCCCAGCAACAACGAAUCUAAUGCCUAAUGACUUGAACAAACCAAAGAAACGUGGCCGUAAACCAGGUGGCAAAAAUCAAUGCAGGCCUCAAGCACCGUCAUCAACAAGUAUCUCACCCAUACAAAUGCAUAAGAAAACAAAAGCGUCGAAGCUAAAUACCGUUUGUACAUACCCGGAUGGCUCUACACUAAUGCCCACUUUACCCACUGCUGGAUCCUUUGAAUUGCCACUUAUAGAGCCGUUGAAUCUAAGCCAGGUCGAUCAAUUGAAAAGUAAUCCUAAUGUCAAUUUUUCGGAUAAUCUUGGAGAAAACAAAUUUCAAAAACCUAAAGAAAAGAAAGACAGAAAAAAGUCUAAAGCUAAAUAUAGUCACGACAGCAAUGUUUGCGAUAAUGGGCGAGAAUUAAAUAAAAAGAUUUGCUUAAUGGAUACAGAAAUGCAAAUGUCAAAAACUUCAACUCUUCUAAUGGGUGCCGAGUCGGAUAAGAAACUAUCUGGAAAUCUAGGCUUUGUGACGAACAAUGGACCUAGACCAGCUACAAAUUUUACAAGCUCAAGCAAUGAAGGAAAUAUAUUGCCAAUGCUGCCCUUAUUACAUUUUCCUCCGCGACCUGGCCUAAUACCAACCGGUCCAGGUCUAUUUCCACCCAGUUUAACUAGUUUUAACAACACAGUUGCCUGUGGCACGGGCUCCAAUCUACUUAUGCCACAUUCGUUUAUGAAUUUCUCAGCUACAGCUACGGAUAAUAAGGCCACACUUCUGAGUGGAUUAUUGCCGUUGUCCGAUAUUCAUAUGGAGCGUAGUUAUUGCAAUGUUGCUCCAUUGGUGCCAGACUCAAUGAAACUGCCAACAACGCCAGUUGAAGGCAUUAAACUGAAAUCACCCCAUCGCUUGCUAAGCAGUGAGUGCACGGAUAAAGAUCUAGCUCAUAGAUCGAUUAUAAUGCCUAUGGUUGUUCAGGGUGGCAACGAUGAAAGCGCUAAGGCUACAAAAGUUCCAAUCAAAUCAGUGCCAACGGCAACAGGUAACGUCGGCGAUCCCAUCGAGGUAUCCGAUUCGGAUUCCAACGAUGACGGAACCAAGGCAAAUGACAGCUUAUCGCCUCGUCACAAAUCGAACUUAAUGCACCCAUCGAAUCUAAUAAACCCAAUUAUUGAAAGCUGCCAAGUGUAUGCUAAUCCUUUGCCGCCACAAUACAAUAGGCAAGCUCAGAUGGGAGCUUUAAAAUUGCCUCAAGCUGAUUUACUGUCUGUUGCACCACCACCAUCAACAACAGCCAGAACAACAGCAACAAGCACAACGGCAACACCAUUUAAUAUUAAUUUUAUGGGCAGCGAUAAAUUUAGCCUUGCUGGGGGCGCCGAUCUAAUACCUCUAUCACGGAUUGACAGUGGCUUAGCAUACUCGUCCUUAGCAGUGCCAUCAACAAGUCUAGCAGUCGGCGCAACGUCUGGUGCACCAACAUCUGCUGAUGCAACAGUACCAACAGCACCAACAGCACCAACAACAGCAACAGCAGCAGCCCCAGCGGAUGUUGAUCAACGUUUUGUUGGCUCACUUAGCUAUGACGAUGUGACGAUUACCCCAACAAAUAGUUUAACAAUCAAUGAACUGAAAAUUCGAAAAUUACAUAAGAAAUUAAAAAAGCCAAAGGAGGGCAAAAUCAAGAAGAAAAAAGAUAAGAAGGACAAGUUCCGUAAUAAAAAUAGAUCGGAUGAAAAGAAUGCAAAACCAAAAAGCGAAGACAAAAAAUUAAAAAAAGAUAAGAAAAGAGAAAAACAGUUGCCAACUGAUAGAUUACAUAUUAUAAAAGAGAGCCGAGAAUCUACCAUGGGUCUUGCAGUAGUUGGAGCAGAUACCGCUUUAGGGCCAUCGACAUUUGGUCACCCAACGCCGAUGACACCCCAUUUGAUAGCGUCACCCAAAUUAGAUCUCUCACCUAACCACGUACCAAAGUUAACACUUAAGCUUAGUGGAAGUUCAACACCCUCACAAGCCACACUAGAUGGCAUGGAUGAUGCGGUAGUAACUGAUACAACGACUCAGACGCCAAGCACGUUGACUAAAAGGGAACAUUCGCCAGAAUUGGCUAGAUUUUCACCACUUGUAACACGAGCUCCAAAACCAAAGCAAUGCGAAACGCAAAACUUGAACUUAUCUUUGGCCACAUCUGCUUCUGUUUCCGCGGUUAGUGCCAAAACACAGGCCAUGCCAACCAUGAUGCCAAUGACAAUGAUGAUGCCAAUACUAAAUACCCAGCACACCGCUCCAUCUGCUCUAAGUGGAGCUACAGCAAGUAAUUGGACUUCGAAUACUGCCACAUCAACAAUAUCAGCUAGUUCGGUUUUAUUACCACAACAAUUAAUGCAGCCAGCAGCAGCAUCAUCAUCAUCAUCAUCAUCAUCCCCUUCAAAGCAGAGCUCAAGACCUUGUGUACCAUUGAAUUCACCGAAAAUAUCUGAAGUCACUCCGACACCGACGCAAACAGCGCCACAAAGUGCAGAAGUAAGUCGUCCCUCGUCUUAUAUUGAUGCUGAUGGGUAUCGUAUAUGGAUUUGUCCAGCAUGUGGAAAAGUUGACGAUGGUUCGGCAAUGAUUGGUUGCGAUGGCUGCGACGCAUGGUAUCAUUGGAUAUGUGUUGGCAUACUGGUUGCUCCAAACGAUAAUGAAGAUUGGUUUUGUCGCGUUUGCGUAUCUAAGAAAAAAGUGAGUGGCUCCGAGAAAAAGAAGAAGCGUAACAAAAAGAAAUAAGUUAAUCAAUAAUACUUAAAUAUUAAUAGCUGAUUACUUAAAUUAGUUUUAAUGCAUUUCACGUAUGUGUAUAUUCCAAUUGUACAGUUUGGCUUACGUUUACUAUUUUUUUAAUUAAAAAACAUUAUUGAAACUGAAAUUAUAAAUAAGGGGAUUCAGCA
Molecule: messenger RNA, 4948 nt
Organism: Drosophila hydei
Lineage: Eukaryota; Metazoa; Arthropoda; Insecta; Diptera; Drosophilidae
Gene: Taf3
Product: transcription initiation factor TFIID subunit 3
Exons: 7
Coding region: 240-4787 (1515 amino acids)
Cellular component (GO): transcription factor TFIID complex
Molecular function (GO): protein heterodimerization activity
Source: RefSeq, a predicted model, not a curated record